AUGAGUAACUUGGCAGGAACACUUUUUGGAUUAUUGUUGGGCGUGCAAUGUCUGACAGAGUUGCAUGGAGUCUUCAUCCUGUUCACAAAUGUGACCUGCGAGAGCAAGGAUCUCAGCAUUAGUGUUGUGGAGUACUGCGAGGUGACGUCUCUGGGAAAGACCAAAAACAGUGUUAGACUACGGUACACUAUGCCCAAGCCAGUCUUUAAGAACAUAGGGUUCCACUUUCAGCUGAUGACGAAGGGCAGUGAAAGUAUCAACGGAGUUUCCAAUUGGCAACCGUUCCUCUAUGGCAUGAACCUUGACAUGUGUCGAUUCUGGAAGAACCGGCACAACUAUUUGGCCAAGAUGGUAUUUGAACUUAUAGAAGGUCACUCCAACCUGAACCACAGUUGCCCCUAUUCGAAUGAAAAAUUCAUCGCCAUCGAUGGCAUUACAAAUACUGAUAUAUCCAGCAAGAUCCGCGGUAUUCCUUUGACCAAGGGCUCCUACGCCUUGUUCACCAAGUGGUCAACGGAGAACAUUACUCGAGUUUUGACCAAAUUCUACUUUGAUGUCUUGAGUGUUUAA
Drosophila eugracilis is the source of this 570-nucleotide messenger RNA. RefSeq lists its product as uncharacterized. The transcript has 4 exons. NCBI's taxonomy places the organism in Eukaryota, Metazoa, Arthropoda, Insecta, Diptera, Drosophilidae. The record is from RefSeq and is a predicted model, not a curated record. Bases 1 to 570 code for a protein of 189 amino acids.